This is a messenger RNA of Nicrophorus vespilloides, 1256 nucleotides long. Its product is annotated as venom acid phosphatase Acph-1-like. The record is from RefSeq and is a predicted model, not a curated record. Gene Ontology annotation, biological process: dephosphorylation. Lineage: Eukaryota; Metazoa; Arthropoda; Insecta; Coleoptera; Silphidae. The coding region runs from base 59 to 1180 and encodes 373 amino acids. Gene Ontology annotation, molecular function: phosphatase activity. The transcript is spliced from 6 exons.
CCAACAUGUGCCAGUUCUGGACCAGACGAUAUUCUCCUUAGAGGAACAACGAUACAGGAUGUUCAAGAAGAUCGUCUUUCUCUUUUCCUUAACGGCUGUAAUUGCCGCUCUGCCGGACACCGAACUUGUGCAAGUCCACACAAUAUUUCGUCAUGGAGAGAGGACGACGUACAAAUUCUAUCCGAAUGAUCCGAACAUUAACGACACCUUCUAUCCCGUGGGAAUGGGAGGCUUGACGAAUAACGGUAAAAUGGGAGAAUACAAAUUGGGACAGUUUCUGAGGAAAAUGUACAAUGAUUUCCUUGGGGAACAUUACGUCGAUGGUAUUCUAGAAGCCAGGAGCACAUUCACAGCGAGGACUCUGAUGAGUGCCCAAUUAGUACUAGCCGGUCUAUUUCCACCAGAAAAAACGCAACUUUGGAAUAAGGAUUUGCCUUGGCAACCAAUCCCAGUUUUCAGCAGAUUGAAAUCUGAGGAAGACCUAAUGCAUCCAGACAAUUGCGAACUUAAGAAGAUGAUCAUGCAGAAUCUACCAAAUCGUCCAGAGAUUCAAAACGUCUUCAUUAAACCUCACAAGAAACUCUUCGAAUUCAUCGAGCGCAAUUCGGGAAUGCCGAUUCGCAAUCUGGAAGAUCUCAUCGAGUUCUAUUUCAUCGUCAACACAGAAGAUGAUUUGAAACUGCCGAUGCCUGAAUGGGUUGGCCAAGUUUACCCAGAACCAUUGUACAGCACCGCAGCCCUUCAAUACAGCUACGCCAACGCUAAUUUAGACCUUAAACGCAUCAACGCCGGGUAUUUGCUGAAGAAGAUCCUCGACGACUCCAAAGAAAAAAUUGCUAACGAGUCCAGUAACAAGAAUGUUAAGAUGUACUUAUACUCAGGACACGAAUCCACCAUCGGCUUCAUGUUGUACUCCUUAAAAGUCCUGAAAACGCAUAUUCCGCCUUAUGGAAGCGCAAUUAUUUUCGAGCUCCGAAAGGAUAGCGCAGAUAACUAUUACAUUCAGAUGAGGUAUAGGAAUAAGACCGAUGCAACCGUCGCUCAAGAUUUGGUGAUUCCGGGUUGUGCAAGUCUUUGUCCGAUCGAUCAAUUCAUUGACCUGCAGAAGGCCUUGCUUCCAGUUGUCAGUAUUGCCGAGGCCUGCGAGAUUACGCAAGCAGAUGCCGCUAUUUAUUUAUGAACCAUAUAAAAUCUCACCCGUAAAUCACUCAUUUUCUUACAAUCAUCGUAAAAAAUUAUAUUUAUUCAUUAGUUAA